GGAGGACAUUGGGAAUGGAACCCUGCCUCGCGUGAUGGUAGAGACAUCUAGUGACAAAGGGAAAUAAAAAAUUGUGCUUUUUUCGACCGAUUAUGUUCGGUGUUAGUGACUCGUUCGCGUAUCAUUUCAACUGGAAUCUAAUGCAACGAUUACAUCGAAAUAACGUCGCUAAAUUAGAAGAAUGCGAGGUGUGUGCGGCACAAAAAGCCAAAUAUACUUGUCCAAAAUGUGAGGUUAGAACGUGCAGUCUCACAUGUGUAAACAUACAUAAAAAAGAACUUAAGUGCGAUGGGAUCAGGGACAAGACGAAAUUUAUACCUCUCAAUAAUUUCUCUGACCUCGACCUCCUCAGUGAUUACAGGUUACUGGAAGAAGUUGGUCGAUCCGUUGACCAACUUCAAAGGGAUCCUUCCAAAAAAUGCACUCGAACGAACAAUCUCUCAGUGCCCUUACAAAAGUUAAGAGGAGCUGCACAUCGAAGUGGAGUCAGAUUAGAGUUUAUGCCACAAAACUUCAGCAGACACAAAGACAACACAACGUUUUUCAACUGGAAGACAAAUGAAUUAUUUUGGAGAAUAGAAUGGAUAUUUCCACAAGCAGAAAAUGCAAAAUGGAUCACCAAAAGAGUUCACGAAUCAACCAGACUCUCCGACGUCAUUCAGACUAUCUUAGAUCCUGUUAAUUCAGACCAUGAGAGUUUUAAAGACGAAGAUCUAAACACUCGAGAAAUCCUCCAAAACCGACUGCAAUUUUAUCGCGCUGCCGAAUUAACGGGUAUAAAAGUUUUGAUGAAAGCUGAAAAAGUUAAAAAAUCUGGUUCGAGAUUCUACGAGCUCGACUUGACGCUUUCUCUGAAAGAAAAUUUCGCAAAGAAAACAAUAAUCGAAUUUCCUGUUAUUCACGUUAUCCUGAAGGAUCAUUUUGACAUGUACGAAAUUAUCGAUUCUGAUGAAGAAGAGACAAUGCCUGAGGAACGGUUCAGAAACGGUGACAGAAGAAAACGCAGAGAGAAUCAUAUGAAUCGAAGAGAAAAACAAAGUGUCAAGAAAGAGCCUCUGAAUUAUUUCUUCAAUGGCGAAUGUACCGAUUCAGAAGACGAAGAGAGCAAAGACAGAAAACUAGUUAAAUCAAAAUUUCCGGAAACCGGAAUACCUCAGUAUGACGAACUCGUGAGAAUGGAACUUUAAACGAAUGCUGUUUUUUACAAACGUGUACAUAAAUCUUUGGUUAUCGAAGAUAAGUGAAAAAUCUAGUAAACAAUUGAAAAUUGUUAUAUAUUUCUAGGUUUGAAAUUGUACUUUUUAUCAUCGACGUACAGUUAUUUAUAUACGACGAAAAGUGAACUAUUCUUUCGAUCUUUUUACACAAAAUUGAUUAUCCCAUUCAAUGAGCGCAAUAAAUAUACUAAUAUUCUUUUAUCUCCAUCCAAAA
This is a messenger RNA of Venturia canescens, 1431 nucleotides long. RefSeq names its product box C/D snoRNA protein 1. Gene Ontology annotation, biological process: snoRNA localization; box C/D snoRNP assembly; maturation of LSU-rRNA from tricistronic rRNA transcript (SSU-rRNA, 5.8S rRNA, LSU-rRNA). The record is from RefSeq and is a predicted model, not a curated record. Lineage: Eukaryota; Metazoa; Arthropoda; Insecta; Hymenoptera; Ichneumonidae. The transcript has 6 exons. The coding region runs from base 93 to 1187 and encodes 364 amino acids. Gene Ontology annotation, cellular component: pre-snoRNP complex; nucleus.